Messenger RNA from Prinia subflava (tawny-flanked prinia), 502 nucleotides. RefSeq names its product vesicle associated membrane protein 8 (gene VAMP8). The record is from RefSeq and is a predicted model, not a curated record. Gene Ontology annotation, molecular function: syntaxin binding; SNAP receptor activity. Gene Ontology annotation, cellular component: plasma membrane; mucin granule; SNARE complex. Bases 107 to 442 code for a protein of 111 amino acids. Gene Ontology annotation, biological process: vesicle-mediated transport; SNARE complex assembly; vesicle fusion. The transcript has 3 exons. NCBI's taxonomy places the organism in Eukaryota, Metazoa, Chordata, Aves, Passeriformes, Cisticolidae.
CCAGCCCGCCCCCCGCCCUUCGGUGCCGCCGCUCCCGGAAGCCCCGGGCAGACGGGGCGGAUCUGGGGCCGCCGCGGGAGCGGAGCCGAGUGAGGCCGGACGGACCAUGGCGGGGGUCCCAGACAGGGUCCCACCAAAUGUUGCAACAGAUGCCACAACAGGCGAUGGGCGUGUGCGGGCGCUGCAGCAGGAGGUGCAGGGGGUCACCACCAUCAUGACACAGAACGUGGAGCGGAUCCUGGCACGGGGUGAGAACCUGGAGCAGCUGCACAGCAAGAGCCAGGACCUGGAGGCCACGUCAGAGCACUUCCGCACAACAUCCCAGAAGAUGGCCCGGCGCUACUGGUGGAAGAACGUGAAGUUGCUCAUCAUCCUCGGCCUCGUGGGUGUCAUUGUCCUCAUCCUCAUCAUCCUUCUGGCCACUGGCACCAUCCCCACCUAGAGCCACUGUCCCCACAGAGACACAGCCAGGGACCAAAUACAGAUGGGGGGGAAGAACUGA